Molecule: messenger RNA, 1426 nt
Organism: Coniophora puteana RWD-64-598 SS2
Lineage: Eukaryota; Fungi; Basidiomycota; Agaricomycetes; Boletales; Coniophoraceae
Exons: 1
Coding region: 131-1426 (431 amino acids)
Source: RefSeq, a predicted model, not a curated record
CGUCAAAGCCACGGACUGCGUUCACCUCACGCAUGUCUGUUCCAUUUGGAGGGUUCUAUCUAUAGCACAUCCCCACCUUUGGGCAACAAUCAACGCAGAUCAUGAAACAACAGCACGGGUCAUAGACCUGAUGAUCAGUAGAUCGAGAAUUCUGCCGCUUACAUUCAUCUACGACGACAUGUUCACUGACACUUUCGGGCAUAAAUGGACGACAGUCACCUCAGUUCUUCACCGGGUUCAGGUUCUCUCUCUAGUGAUCAACUCGCAAGAUUUCCCGUACGUUAGCAUUGCCUUUGACUCUGUGGCGGCGCCUGCUCUCCGGUAUUUGAGUAUUUAUCUCCGGUCAAUGAUCGAGGAUGAUACUCUCUCUAUAUCACGCCCUUUUCUUGAGCACAUGCCCGUGCUCUGUCAGGCGCAUCUGCGAUAUUGCCAGCUGCCCACUCGUGCAUCGUUCCCCCCUAUUACCCACCUCACGCUCGAUAAAGCGUAUCCGUCGGGCUACGCACCUUGGAAACUCUUAGACUCGUUGAAAAGUCUCCCCUUGCUCGAACACCUAGAGCUUAUCGACAGCUUGUUGGCGUUUGGGAGGGCCCCUCCAUCGUGGGACACCGGCAGGGCUCACGAGGUCACGUUCGCUCGUCUUCAGACGCUCAAAAUCUCUCAAGCCCGGUUUGAUCAAUACGCAGAUUUUAUAUCCCGCGUACAUUUCCCUGCAGACGCCUUGGUGGAACUACAGACUAGGUUGACUGGGACCACUCUUCCCAUUUUACCGCCUUGCAUCUUUGACAGAACCAUUGACACAUCCUCUACCCACUUUUCUAUCGAAUGGCUCGAUUCUAUGUCAUUCAGGCUUCUUUUGAAUAGGAAAGGGGAGACUGAUAGCGAAGACACCACCGCUUUUUGCAGUGUGGCAUCGUCGUGGCCGUGCCGCCUGAACGCUACAUUCUCCAGCUCCGGUGAACUCAGCCAUUUUCGAAAACGCGUUGUUCCACUCUGCGCGCAGCUGCCCCUAGAAUGCGUCACGCAUCUUUCUCUUAUCAUGACUGACGCAGCUGUCGAAGAUGUAAUGAUAUGGAAGAAUCUGCUGGACCACACACCUCAGCUGAUCACCAUUAUGACGCGCCUUUCAACGUACAACCUUCGAAGCCUAUUCAGCGCACUGGCUCUCCAAUCAAACUCUCUAUCCGGUGCCCAUCCGUUCCUCUCCAAACUCCGCACGGUAGUGAUUGGUAUCGACCGUCGACGGGGGCCUGCACCGCAUCUGCCUUCCUCAAGGCUUAUAGAACUGGCCAAAUCGCGUGCACAAAGUGGUAUCAAUCCCCUCACUGUUCUGAUAGAGAAGGGCUGCAUCGCGCCUGAGCCGUAUGUGGCACAGCUGCGUGACUUUUUGAGUGUAGUGCGGUGGGCUCCGACACCGCGUGCAUAG